GAGGAGCCAAAGAAGCAGCGGUACCGGCAGAAAAUAUCCGAGUACAUGAGCAGAGCUGAAGACAUUAAAAGGCACAUCGAGAAGGAGAAGGAAGACGGCAAGUACCACAAGCAGAUCAGGAUAGAGGAAAACGCAACAGGGUUCGGCUACGAGAAGCUUUUCCAGGAGUACCUGACUGAAGUCCUUUCCGAAGUUUGGGUGGAGGACCCGUACAUCAGGCAGGUCCAUCAGUUGUACAACUUCCUGCGGUUCUGCGAGAUGCUAAUUAAGGGGCCGUGCAAAGUGAAAACAAUCCACCUCCUCACUGCCUGCGAUGAAGGUAGUGGGAGGAGUCAGCAGAUAAGCGGCUUGGAAGAAAUACAACAAUCAUUGAGGAAUUAUGGAGUAACACUGAAUAUUGCAUUUUCAUCUUCCAUACAUGAUCGAGAAAUUAGAUUCAACAAUGGAUGGAUGAUUAAGAUCGGAAGGGGUCUUGACUAUUUUAAGAAACCACAGGGUCGUUUCAGCAUUGGAUACUGUGACUUUGACUUGCGACCUUGUCAUGAAACAACAGUGGAUGUCUUUCAUACUAAACAUACAAAGAAAAUGUGAUCAGAGCUGACUGCUUUUAAUGAGUGUUUUUAUAAGCAUAAAAAUCUAAGACUGGAAGAUGCUGCUUGAGUACAGCUGACCACCCUCAGAAGCAACUCUUCUAAGUACUUAGUCCAGCAAAGUUUUUAUAAUCUAUAGGUUUAAGAAUAUU
Chaetura pelagica (chimney swift) is the source of this 742-nucleotide messenger RNA. RefSeq names its product MIT, microtubule interacting and transport, domain containing 1 (gene MITD1). The record is from RefSeq and is a predicted model, not a curated record. The transcript has 6 exons. NCBI's taxonomy places the organism in Eukaryota, Metazoa, Chordata, Aves, Apodiformes, Apodidae. Gene Ontology annotation, cellular component: midbody. The coding region runs from base 46 to 591 and encodes 181 amino acids. Gene Ontology annotation, biological process: midbody abscission.